UGUGGCGCUUUGCAGCCAAUCAAAACCCGCGCUUUCAAUUUUAAACUUUUACCGGAAGAAUCAACAAGCAAGCGAGACUCCUGCGGAUUUAUCUCGGUUGUCUUUUGUUUAAUUUCCACACCAACCUCCCACAAAAUGGAUCUUGCAAGUGAUGAUCAGACCAAAAUGUACUUUUACGAGAAUAGACUUCAAACAUUCGUCGGUUGGCCGUUUGAAGAGGGCUGCGUUUGCACUCCAGAAAACAUGGCUAAAGCUGGAUUUAUUCACACCCCGUCGGAGAACAGUCCAGAUAUAGCGCAGUGUUUCUUCUGUCUGAAAGAGCUGGAAGGAUGGGAACCGGAGGAUGACCCUGAGAAAGAGCAUAAAGCGCAUUCUCCCAGCUGUGAUUUUAUCUUGCUGAAGAAGACAGUGGACAGUCUGACUGUGGAGGAAUUUCUAAAACUUCAGAAAGAGAGACAGAAGUUUAUUAUUAAAAAAUCAUGUGGCCACGCGAUUGAUAAAUUUGAAGACGCAGUGAAGCUCAAGAGAAACCAGAUCAUCCAGACUGCGAUGGGAGAGGAAUGAAGAGGUUCAUUGAGAGCAUUUGGCUGUGGUCCUUUUAUUGACCUCGCUCUUUUCUUUUCGUUCAUUUAUAUGUCAAGGAACACUCUGUUCUCUUUAAAUGUUAUCAGUGUUUAAAUCUGUGUUCUGUCACUUGUGAAAGUUGAUUUUAUUACACUUUCUUCCUGCUUUUAUAGUAUUUAUUUUAAUAUGAGAAAAAUUAAAAAGAAAUAGUAUCCCAUGAUCCCUGUAAAUUUCUUUCUGCAACCUUGUCCUAACUGUCCAAAAAUCAGGAUUUGGUGAGGUAUUUGUAAUGGGGGAGUUUUCUUGGAAAUUACUGCAGUUUUUACAAUUGUGCAUCUCCUGUCUAAAACACCCCAAAGGUUUAUUGGUUUGACAAUCAGGUGUCUUUGGAGACCAAUUGAGUGGAACAAACUAGAGCUGUACAAUAUAUUGUUUCAGCAUCAAUAUCGCAAUGUGCAAAUGUUGAGUUCCAGAUUAUAGUAGAGGAGCCACAGUUCAGAACACAUGAGAUUAAUAACGUCACUGCAGAGUGUAAGCAUUAAAGAGAAAAAGUUUAUUAUUUGCAUGCAUUUUAUAAGGCCUGUGACUUUAUGAGAAUUUUAAAAGCAUUCGGGCUUAAUAAAUUGUACUAUUUGUUUGA
This is a messenger RNA of Danio rerio (zebrafish), 1204 nucleotides long. It is a transcript of the gene birc5a, whose product is annotated as baculoviral IAP repeat containing 5a. The record is from RefSeq and is marked validated. Gene Ontology annotation, molecular function: metal ion binding. NCBI's taxonomy places the organism in Eukaryota, Metazoa, Chordata, Actinopteri, Cypriniformes, Danionidae. Gene Ontology annotation, cellular component: chromosome, centromeric region; spindle; nucleus.